This is a messenger RNA of Cebus imitator (Panamanian white-faced capuchin), 9848 nucleotides long. RefSeq names its product thyroid hormone receptor interactor 12 (gene TRIP12). The coding region runs from base 191 to 6136 and encodes 1981 amino acids. Gene Ontology annotation, cellular component: nuclear speck. NCBI's taxonomy places the organism in Eukaryota, Metazoa, Chordata, Mammalia, Primates, Cebidae. Gene Ontology annotation, biological process: protein polyubiquitination; regulation of double-strand break repair; proteasome-mediated ubiquitin-dependent protein catabolic process. The record is from RefSeq and is a predicted model, not a curated record. Gene Ontology annotation, molecular function: zinc ion binding; ubiquitin protein ligase activity. The transcript has 42 exons.
CGGCAGCGGUGCUGCGGCUCAGCUGAUAAUUGAAGGGACCCGGAGCCGCCGCCGCCGCCGCCGCUGGGGGGGGUGGGGGGAGCGAGUGGAAGUUACUGCCGCGCCACCGAGUCCGGACCGGAGACUUUGGGGCCUAACUAGUGAAUGGUAGUGUCUAGAAAGGGUAUGUCCCUUCAAGAGAGAGGUGCCAAUGUCCAACCGGCCUAAUAACAAUCCAGGGGGGUCACUGCGACGUUCACAGAGGAACACUGCCGGGGCCCAACCACAAGACGACUCAAUAGGAGGAAGGUUACAUUUAGGGCAGGCAAAACAUAAGGGAUAUAGCCCUCCUGAGAGUAGAAAAUCUAAUUCUAAGGCACCCAAAGUGCAGUCUAAUACUACUUCUGAACUGUCAAGGGGACACCUUUCUAAAAGAAGCUGCAGUUCAUCAUCUGCUGUCAUAGUUCCACAACCAGAGGAUCCAGACAGAGCCAAUACUUCAGAAAGACAAAAAACGGGGCAGGUGCCUAAGAAAGACCAUUCUCGAGGAGUGAAACGCAGUGCUAGUCCAGACUACAACAGGACCAAUUCUCCUAGCUCUGCAAAAAAACCAAAAGCACUUCAGCAUACUGAAUCUCCCUCAGAAACAAAUAAGCCACAUAGUAAGUCAAAGAAGAGACAUUUAGACCAGGAGCAACAACUGAAAUCUGCACAAUCACCAUCAACAAGCAAGGCUCAUACCAGAAAGAGUGGGGCCACUGGCGGUUCACGGAGUCAGAAAAGAAAAAGGACAGAGAGUUCUUGUGUAAAGAGUGGCUCUGGGUCUGAAUCAACUGGUGCAGAAGAGAGAUCUGCAAAACCUACCAAGCUGGCUUCAAAAUCAGCCACCUCAGCCAAAGCUGGGUGUAGCACCAUCACCGAUUCCUCUUCUGCUGCCUCUACUUCCUCCUCGUCUUCUGCUGUAGCCUCAGCCUCCUCCACUGUACCGCCAGGUGCCAGAGUGAAACAAGGAAAAGAUCAGAACAAGGCCAGGCGUUCCCGUUCAGCGUCCAGUCCCAGUCCUAGAAGAAGUAGCAGGGAGAAGGAACAGAGGUCUUCUAAGUCAGAGACAUCAAAACCUGGACCUUCUGGAUUACAGGCCAAAUUAGCAAGUUUAAGAAAAUCUACCAAGAAGCGCAGUGAGUCUCCACCUGCUGAGCUCCCCAGUUUGAGGCGGAGCACACGCCAAAAGACCACGGGCUCCUGUGCUAGUACCAGUCGGCGAGGCUCUGGCCUGGGCAAAAGAGGAGCAGCUGAAGCUCGUCGACAGGAGAAAAUGGCAGACCCUGAAAGCAACCAGGAGGCAGUAAAUUCUUCAGCUGCUCGGACAGAUGAAGCUCCCCAAGGAGCUGCAGCCUCUAGUUCUGUUGCAGGAGCUGUUGGCAUGACCACCUCUGGGGAGAGUGAAUCAGAUGAUUCAGAGAUGGGACGUUUGCAAGCUUUGUUAGAGGCAAGGGGUCUUCCCCCUCACCUGUUUGGUCCUCUUGGUCCUCGGAUGUCACAACUUUUCCAUAGAACAAUUGGAAGCGGAGCUAGUUCUAAGGCCCAGCAGCUACUGCAAGGAUUACAAGCCAGUGAUGAAAGUCAGCAGCUUCAGGCGGUUAUUGAGAUGUGUCAGUUACUGGUCAUGGGAAAUGAGGAGACACUGGGAGGGUUUCCUGUCAAGAGUGUUGUUCCAGCUUUGAUAACGUUACUUCAGAUGGAGCAUAAUUUUGAUAUUAUGAACCAUGCUUGUCGAGCCUUAACAUACAUGAUGGAAGCACUUCCUCGAUCAUCUGCUGUUGUAGUAGACGCUAUUCCUGUCUUUUUAGAAAAGCUGCAAGUUAUUCAGUGUAUUGAUGUGGCAGAGCAGGCCUUGACUGCCUUGGAGAUGUUGUCACGGAGACACAGUAAAGCCAUUCUACAGGCGGGUGGUUUGGCAGACUGCUUGCUGUACCUAGAAUUCUUCAGCAUAAAUGCCCAAAGAAAUGCAUUAGCAAUUGCAGCCAAUUGCUGCCAGAGUAUCACGCCAGAUGAAUUUCAUUUUGUGGCAGAUUCCCUCCCACUGCUAACCCAAAGGCUAACACAUCAGGAUAAAAAGUCAGUAGAAAGCACUUGCCUUUGUUUUGCACGUCUAGUGGACAACUUCCAGCAUGAGGAGAAUUUACUCCAGCAGGUUGCUUCCAAAGAUCUGCUUACAAAUGUUCAACAGCUGUUGGUAGUGACUCCACCAAUUUUAAGUUCUGGGAUGUUUAUAAUGGUGGUUCGCAUGUUUUCGCUGAUGUGUUCCAACUGUCCGACUUUAGCUGUUCAACUUAUGAAACAAAACAUUGCAGAAACGCUUCACUUUCUCCUAUGUGGUGCCUCCAAUGGAAGUUGUCAGGAACAGAUUGACCUUGUUCCACGAAGUCCUCAAGAACUAUAUGAACUCACAUCUCUGAUUUGUGAACUUAUGCCAUGUUUACCAAAAGAAGGCAUUUUUGCAGUUGAUACCAUGUUGAAGAAGGGAAAUGCACAGAACACAGAUGGUGCGAUAUGGCAGUGGCGUGAUGAUCGGGGCCUCUGGCAUCCAUAUAACAGGAUUGACAGCCGGAUCAUUGAGGCAGCCCAUCAGGUCGGUGAGGAUGAGAUAAGCUUGUCCACUCUGGGACGAGUUUAUACUAUUGAUUUUAAUUCUAUGCAGCAAAUCAAUGAGGACACGGGAACAGCACGUGCCAUUCAGAGAAAACCUAACCCCUUAGCCAAUACUAACACUAGUGGAUAUUCAGAGUCAAAGAAGGAUGAUGCUCGAGCACAGCUUAUGAAAGAGGAUCCGGAACUGGCUAAGUCUUUUAUUAAGACGUUAUUUGGUGUUCUUUAUGAAGUGUAUAGUUCCUCAGCAGGACCUGCGGUCAGACAUAAGUGCCUUAGAGCAAUUCUUAGGAUAAUUUAUUUUGCGGAUGCCGAACUUCUGAAGGAUGUUCUGAAAAAUCAUGCUGUUUCAAGUCACAUUGCUUCCAUGCUAUCAAGCCAAGACCUGAAGAUAGUAGUUGGAGCACUUCAGAUGGCAGAAAUCUUAAUGCAGAAGUUACCUGAUAUUUUUAGUGUUUACUUCAGAAGAGAAGGUGUAAUGCAUCAAGUAAAACACUUAGCAGAAUCAGAAUCUUCGUUGACAAGUCCACCAAAGGCGUGUACGAAUGGAUCAGGAUCUUUGGGAUCCACAACUUCAGUCAGCAGUGGGACAGCCACAGCUGCCACUCAUGCAACAGCUGACUUGGGAUCACCCAGCUUGCAGCACAGCAGAGAUGAUUCUUUAGAUCUCAGCCCUCAAGGUCGAUUAAGUGAUGUCCUAAAGAGAAAACGACUGCCAAAACGAGGGCCAAGAAGGCCAAAGUACUCACCUCCAAGAGAUGAUGACAAAGUAGACAAUCAAGCUAAAAGCCCCACCACUACUCAGUCACCUAAAUCUUCUUUCCUGGCAAGCUUGAAUCCAAAAACAUGGGGAAGGUUAAGUGCACAGUCCAACAGCAACAACAUUGAGCCAGCACGGACUGCAGGAGGUAGUGGUCUUGCCAGGGCUGCCUCAAAGGAUACCAUCUCCAAUAAUAGAGAAAAAAUUAAAGGUUGGAUUAAGGAGCAGGCACAUAAAUUUGUAGAACGUUAUUUCAGUUCUGAGAAUAUGGAUGGAAGCAACCCUGCAUUGAAUGUCCUUCAGAGACUUUGUGCUGCAACUGAACAACUCAACCUCCAGGUGGAUGGUGGAGCUGAGUGCCUUGUAGAAAUCCGUAGCAUAGUCUCAGAGUCAGAUGUUUCAUCAUUUGAAAUCCAACAUAGUGGAUUUGUGAAGCAGCUGUUGCUUUAUUUGACAUCUAAAAGUGAAAAGGAUGCUGUGAGCAGAGAGAUCAGAUUAAAGAGAUUUCUUCAUGUAUUUUUUUCUUCUCCACUUCCUGGAGAAGAACCAAUUGGAAGAGUGGAACCAGUGGGUAAUGCACCUUUGUUGGCAUUAGUUCACAAGAUGAACAACUGCCUCAGCCAGAUGGAACAAUUUCCAGUCAAAGUACAUGAUUUCCCUAGUGGAAAUGGGACGGGAGGCAGAGGAUCACAGGCUUUAAAAUUUUUCAACACACAUCAAUUAAAAUGCCAGUUACAAAGACAUCCAGACUGUGCAAAUGUAAAGCAGUGGAAGGGUGGACCUGUCAAGAUUGACCCUCUGGCUUUGGUACAAGCUAUUGAGAGAUACCUCGUGGUUAGAGGGUAUGGAAGAGUAAGAGAAGACGAUGAAGACAGCGAUGAUGAUGGAUCAGAUGAGGAAAUAGAUGAGUCUCUGGCUGCUCAGUUCCUAAAUUCUGGAAAUGUAAGACACAGGCUGCAGUUUUAUAUUGGAGAACAUUUGCUGCCAUAUAACAUGACUGUAUAUCAGGCAGUACGGCAGUUUAGUAUACAGGCUGAAGAUGAAAGAGAAUCCACGGAUGAUGAGAGCAAUCCUCUAGGCAGAGCUGGUAUUUGGACAAAGACUCAUACAAUAUGGUAUAAACCUGUGAGAGAGGAUGAAGAAAGUAAUAAAGAUUGUGUUGGUGGUAAAAGAGGGAGAGCCCAAACAGCUCCAACAAAAACUUCCCCUAGAAAUGCAAAAAAGCAUGAUGAGUUAUGGCACGAUGGAGUGUGCCCAUCAGUAUCAAAUCCUUUAGAAGUUUACCUCAUUCCCACACCACCUGAAAAUAUAACAUUUGAAGACCCGUCAUUAGAUGUGAUCCUUCUUUUAAGAGUUUUACAUGCUAUCAGUCGAUACUGGUAUUACUUGUAUGAUAAUGCAAUGUGCAAGGAAAUUAUUCCAACUAGUGAAUUUAUUAACAGUAAGUUAACAGCAAAAGCAAAUAGGCAACUUCAAGAUCCUUUAGUAAUCAUGACAGGAAACAUCCCAACAUGGCUUACUGAGCUAGGAAAAACCUGGCGUACUGUGAACAGAGAGGAGCUGCUGAAACAGGCUGAGUCUGUGAUGCAGGACCUCGGCAGCUCGCGGGCCAUGUUAGAAAUCCAGUAUGAAAAUGAGGUUGGUACAGGUCUUGGGCCCACACUGGAGUUUUAUGCACUUGUAUCUCAGGAACUACAGAGAGCUGACUUGGGUCUUUGGAGAGGUGAAGAAGUAACUCUUAGCAAUCCAAAAGGAAGCCAAGAAGGGACCAAGUAUAUUCAAAACCUCCAGGGCCUAUUUGCGCUUCCCUUUGGUAGGACAGCUAAGCCAGCUCAUAUCGCAAAGGUUAAGAUGAAGUUUCGCUUCUUAGGAAAAUUAAUGGCCAAGGCUAUCAUGGAUUUCAGAUUGGUGGACCUUCCCCUUGGCUUACCCUUUUAUAAAUGGAUGCUACGGCAAGAAACUUCACUGACAUCACAUGAUUUGUUUGACAUCGACCCAGUUGUAGCCAGAUCAGUUUAUCACCUAGAAGACAUCGUCAGACAGAAGAAAAGACUCGAACAAGAUAAAUCCCAGACCAAAGAGAGUCUACAGUAUGCAUUAGAAACCCUGACUAUGAAUGGCUGCUCUGUUGAAGAUCUAGGACUGGAUUUCACUUUGCCAGGGUUUCCCAAUAUCGAACUGAAGAAAGGAGGGAAGGAUAUACCAGUCACUAUCCACAAUUUAGAGGAGUAUCUAAGACUGGUUAUAUUCUGGGCACUAAAUGAAGGCGUUUCUAGGCAAUUUGAUUCGUUCAGAGAUGGAUUUGAAUCAGUCUUCCCACUCAGUCAUCUUCAGUACUUCUACCCGGAGGAACUGGAUCAGCUCCUUUGUGGCAGUAAAGCAGACACUUGGGAUGCAAAGACGCUGAUGGAAUGCUGCAGGCCUGAUCACGGUUAUACUCAUGACAGUCGGGCUGUGAAGUUUUUGUUUGAGAUUCUCAGUAGUUUUGAUAAUGAGCAGCAGAGGUUGUUUCUCCAGUUUGUGACUGGUAGCCCAAGAUUGCCUGUUGGAGGAUUCCGGAGUUUGAAUCCACCUUUGACAAUUGUCCGAAAGACGUUUGAAUCAACAGAAAACCCAGAUGACUUCUUGCCCUCUGUAAUGACUUGUGUGAACUAUCUUAAGUUGCCGGACUAUUCAAGCAUUGAGAUAAUGCGUGAAAAACUGUUGAUAGCAGCAAGAGAAGGGCAGCAGUCGUUCCAUCUUUCCUGAUCACAACAAGAAAUGCAGUGUCUGCCUGUUACAGCAACAGAAACAAAUCAUGAUUUCUUUUCUUAUGUAUCACCUGAGUCAAGGAAACAUGUUACGCCUUCUUGUUGUAGGAAAAACGGCUUGCAGAUUAUAAAGAGACACUUGGUUCAUAUUCAUUAAUGGCCCCAUGGACUUAAAGUGAUCAGGCCCUAAAACGUUGUUGUCAUGAGGUUUCUUUAGCAAGUUAUUGUUUAAAUUAUCAUUUAUUUGAUGAGUGAAGUUUUUAACAUGCUUUGCUGUGUGAAAUUUAAAAAAGGGAUGUUUUUCCAGGCUGGAACAAUAAAUGUCGCUGUGCAGUUUAAUUCUGGGCUGUGUGUAUCCAUCUAGCUAAGUCUGCAGUUUUGUUUCCUCCAAAGACAACUCUUGUACAUAAGUACAGAAAUUAAAGCUCACAUGUAUUUGACAAAUGUAGUUUAGUAGACUAGCUCUAUGUGCUUUUCACUUUCCUCUGAUUUCCUCUCCCUGAUUCAUUAUUGUCUGUGCAGCUCACAGUUUUGUUUUGUUUUUUUCUAUACAACACUCACAGUUCUCAAAUCUUCGUCAGCCAUGGGCUUUUGUUGUCCCAUGUUCUCUCCAGCUAAGAUCUAAUUUAAAAUUCAUUGGAUUGAAAUAUAUUGAAUAUAAUUCAAUCUUUGUAACUAGGUAGACUUUUCUUAUAGCUUAGUUUUAAUAUAGUUUGGGGUAUUACUGGCUUUUUGCCAGGUGACACACUAGGACUGUUUACAUGGCAAUUCCAGUAGCAACAGCCUCUGGAAUGAGACAAGGAAAGCUCAUUUGUUCCUUUUAUGAAGGUUAGAAAGUCUACAGCUUGGGCUGGCCGGUAUUUAUUAUUCUGCAGCCAGAGCAUUUUAAAUUAAUGUAAAUUUUUUAAACAAAGUUAGCAGUUUUCCUUCCCUGUUGGAGUAAAUAUUCUUUUUUCUUUGCUCUUGUUUUAGGUUUUUGUUCAUAAUCUUCUUUAUUCCACUCUCCUCUUCCCCUCUCCCAAUACUGACUUGGGACAAAACAGUUCAGCCUUUGUCUCGACGCAGAUAAAAACACCUGUAAGCAGUGCUGUCCAGUCAUUUUAUGUGCUGAUUUCUCAAAUCUGCAAUAAUCCAUCAGGUUAACGUUUUUACCUGAAAAUAAAGUUUGCUUCAUCUUUUUGUUUAUAGUUUUGUGCUGUAUGCAUAACUUUCAAUUGUAUAGAUGUCUUUCAAUGCAAGUCAAUCGAUGUAUCUCCAUGAUUCAGGUCAUGGCUGAUUUUGCUAUUCAAACAAUUUAUAGUAGCAACUUGAACAUAAAAUGUGAAAAGAAAAUGGGAGGAGAUUCCUUCCUAAGGUCCAAAAUUAAGCCUGUGGCAUAAAUUUGAAGGAAUUUUCUAUAAUUCAUCUCUUUGAAAAUGAGAGAUGAGCUAGUUUUUUUAUUGAACUUUGAGAAAUCAGUUUUCUUUGUUCUGCAAGUCUUAUUUCAUUGACAUAGAAGCCCUUUUCCCUAUCUCACCACCCAAAAGAAACUCAGUGGUUUGUUUGACAUAGAUUGCUGUGUCAAUUUACACUUAAAUGGCCUUAUAUGGAAACGUCCCCUCCUGAAAGUUCACUUGGUCAGUGACCCCAUUAAGUGCAAGGAACUGUCAGAGGAGUUGGGGGCAGAGCUGUCUCCCUGUCUCUGCAGAGGCUCUGACAAGUAAAUGGCUUUUCCCUGAAAUCCAAGAAGGUAAUUGUGUUUCUGCAGUUUCACCGCGAACAGCGGUUGCUGGGCAGCUUCAUCAAGUGAAGUUAAAGACGGAAACAAUUUGUUUUCAACUGUUCUGAUAUCUUCCUGCGAACUAAGCACAAGGCUUUUGUGUGAACAUAGCAUUUUGUUCCUGAUUUUUAAAGGGUUCUGUUAAAAUUCAGACAUGUAUAAACAAAAUAAUGUUUUAUCUGUACUUGACAUUUUAUCCAUGUUGCGACCCUGGCAAAUCUGGCCUCAUUGAUUCCAGCAUCUAAUAAGUAUAUAUGGUGAUUUUGACUCAAACUCUGAGUGUUUCAAAAUCAGUAGUUAUCUGUUUAAAAGCCUCAGCCUUUAUUAUCCCUCCUUCAAUACAAGGCACCUUUGGUUAAUUUGGGGCAGGACAACUCUUCCCAUUUGAAAGUAAUCUCUUGGCAGAGGCCUUAUUGCAUCAGAGGGAAAAAGUAUAUACUUAAUUUGCUAUUACUCCAGUUAUGCCUUAAAUUUAUUUGCUUGGUAAUCCUAUCAACAAGCACUAAUUUUUUAGUAUACUUUAAACACUUAGUUGGAUAGCAACUGAGAUUUUGUCAUCCUUUAGUUCUUGCUGAGAUAGAGUCAGAUGUUAGUCAUAGCUAACACCGAAUUUGUGUUGUCAUUUAGACAGUUACUGAUUUGAUUUGCUUUAUAUAUGAGAACAUAUUUGUAACUGUUCUACUUUAAGAAGGAAGAGGUAGCUAAAUGUAAUUCCCUCUUCCUAUCCCCCCAGAAAACUGAACUGUAAAUUCUAAAUAGACUAAUUGGGAGCAGACAUGGAGUUUUAGAUGCCUUAGCCAAACCCAGCAGAAACUUUUCACACAGCCACUCAUUAUAAGAAAUGCACAUUUUUCUCUUCUCGUGCUUGGCUCUGGUUCCCUGCAUUUGUAGUGACAGAGAACUUACUUUCACUGUAGCAGAAUAUAAGGAAAGUAAUUAUGCUUGAAGCCCCUCGUUCCUGGGUUUGAGUUAGGUACAUAACAUGGAAAGGAGUGGUGCCUUCAACUGAAUAUGAUCAUUCCCUAUUCUGGAGUGACUUCCCUAGGACAUCCUAUACAUCCUCUCCCCGAAGGCCAAGGGACAGAGCACUAACUUCAGUAUCCAAGAAAUUAGAUACAAAAUUUUUGAUUUUCCACACUGAGGACUGUCACGUGUAAGUUGUAAGUUUGUCGUCUUCCCUCUGGCUUAGCAGGUGCUGGGGCUGUACUCUCGAUUCCUGUCAGUGAGCAUGAGUUCAGGAAAUGGGAGUGGAGUCUAUUAAAAAAUAAAAAAAAUGUGAUGGAGUUUUUCAUACAAGUGCAUUCAUAUGCCAAAUCCUUUUUGGAGGAUUCUGGAUGCUAUUGUUCAUUUCUCUAUUAGCAAAAUGAUCAAGCCUUCAUUUAUUUUAGGCUUUGUUUUUUGAUCCAUUUUGUUUUCCCUGCUGUAAUGAGAACGUUGUUUGGAAAUGUCAUAUUCUGUAUUUAUGAUUCUCUGAGAAAUGCUUUUGUAUGAGUCUUAGGUUUGACAUUGCAGUAGUUGACAUACACGGUAAAGGAUAACAUAGUGACAAAUCACUGAAGAUGCUUCCUUUGUUACCUCAAAAAAAAAAAAUCCAGACAAAAUAGCAUUUAUAAAUAUAGAAAACAGGAUUGGCUGUUUUCCAAGAACUUCAAGUUAAUUCUUAUGCAAGGAAAAGUUCUUAACGCUAAAGACUUGUUCUGCAUAAAGGAGACAUUCUUUAAUAAUGGAAGAGGUGGUUUUAUUUUUACUACAAGCCGACUCAUAUUUCCAAACCUAUAACCAAUUGCUGAUCUCCUGUGUAAAGCAUUUUUUUUUUCCUUUUCUCUGAAACAGUGAUUUAUAUGAACUGUUGGAAUAAUGGAACCUCAAACUACAGAUGUGUAUGUAAAAUUGCAUAAAUGCACUGACUUCCUUCUCCCUGACUAUAUUUUUAAUAAACAGCAUUAUCCUA